Molecule: messenger RNA, 2696 nt
Organism: Sphaeramia orbicularis (orbiculate cardinalfish)
Lineage: Eukaryota; Metazoa; Chordata; Actinopteri; Kurtiformes; Apogonidae
Gene: aldh9a1b
Product: aldehyde dehydrogenase 9 family, member A1b
Exons: 12
Coding region: 161-1714 (517 amino acids)
Molecular function (GO): oxidoreductase activity, acting on the aldehyde or oxo group of donors, NAD or NADP as acceptor
Source: RefSeq, a predicted model, not a curated record
CAUCCGUAGUCGUCUUCGUCCCGCCCCUUACUUCAGUGUCAGCAAACUAAGUAACGUUAUAAAGCAUAAUGUUUGGAAGUAUUUAGAUUUUCGGCACUUUAAUUCGCAUUCUUUCGGAGGACACCUGCCUGGCUGAACGAGGAACGGAGCCAGAUUGAGCAUGCUCCGGAGAAUUGCUACGUCUGUCCGGUGGCCGGCUGCUAGUCCACUGGCAGCGGCCGUGCGGUGCGUGUCCUCGGGCUCUGUGAACGUCACUGCCCCGUUGAACUUCUGGGGUGGACAGAGAAGGAGCAGCAAACACAAAAGCAACACCGAGAAUGUGUAUGAGCCUGCUACAGGGCGCAUCUUGUGCCAUUUAGAGCCAUGUGGGGCUGCGGAGAUCGACGAGGCUGUGAAACAUGCCAAAUCAGCCUUUGGCCACUGGAGCAAGCUGUCUGGGAUGGACAGAGCACGGAUCAUGAUAGAGGCUGCUCAUAUCAUUGAGAGCAAGAGAGAGGAGAUUGCUGAAAUGGAGGUGGUCAACAAUGGGAAGUCCAUCACAGAGGCCCGUCUGGACGUGGACUCUGCCAGACUGUGUAUAGAAUACUACGCAGGGCUGGCCAGCACUCUGGCAGGCCAACAUGUCCAGCUGGCCGGAGGAUCUUUCGCCUACACCCGAAGGGAGCCUUUAGGAGUGUGUGUUGGCAUUGGUGCUUGGAAUUAUCCUUUCCAGAUCGCUGCCUGGAAGUCGGCUCCAGCUCUAGCAUGUGGAAACUCCAUGGUCUUCAAACCUUCACCAGUAACACCAGUGACCGCAGUCUUACUGGGAGAAAUCUUUGCUCAGGCUGGAGCUCCAGAGGGGCUUUUCAACGUGGUCCAGGGUGGUCAGGAAACUGGCAGUUUACUGUGUCACCACCCUGAUGUCGCCAAAGUGUCCUUCACUGGAAGCGUACCCACGGGCAAAAAGAUCAUGGAGAUGGCUUCUCAUGGGGUGAAGCCUGUGACACUGGAGCUCGGAGGAAAAUCUCCCCUGCUCAUCUUUAAGGACAGUGACCUGGAAAACGCAGUGCGAGGAGCUCUCAUGGCCAACUUCCUGUCUCAAGGCCAGGUCUGUAGCAAUGGUACGAGGGUGUUUGUUCAGAAGGAUGUCCUGCCUGAGUUUGUAGAGGAAGUGGUGGAGCGGACCCAGGCGAUAGAAAUAGGAGACCCACUACUGGAGACCACUCGCAUGGGAGCACUGGUCAGCCGGCCACACCUAGACAAAGUCCUGUCCUAUGUGGAUCAGGCAAAAAAAGAGGGUGCUACAGUGUUGUGUGGAGGUGAAGCGUUUGUCCCAUCAGAUCCCAAACUCAGAGGUGGAUACUACAUGACUCCAUGUGUUUUAGGUAACUGCACCGAUGAAAUGACCUGUGUAAAGGAGGAGAUCUUCGGUCCUGUCAUGUCUGUGUUGUCCUUUGAAACAGAAGAAGAGGUGCUGCACAGAGCCAAUGACACCAGUUUGGGUUUGGCUGCAGGAGUUUUCACGAGAGAUGUAAGGCGAGCCCAUCGAGUGGUGGAACAACUCAAGGCUGGUUCUUGUUUCAUCAACAACUACAACAUCACCCCUGUGGAGGUGCCCUUUGGAGGCUUCAAAAUGUCAGGCAUCGGGCGGGAGAAUGGUCAAGUGACAAUCGAAUAUUACUCCCAGCUGAAGACUGUGUUUGUGGAGAUGGGAGACGUGGACAGCCUCUUCUAAGAAAACCUCUUCUGGAGAUGAGGAUGGAUAUGAAAUGCUGAACCAGAGACUGAAACAGAUGGUUCAGACCUGCACAACCACUCAGGGAUGGUUCAUUUAACAUCAGCAUUCUGUGUCAUCAAGCAAACCUGUCCCCACUCAACAUGAGCCAUAUUUUGUGAUAUUUACACACAAAUCAUUAUAAGUAAAUGGAAAUGUUAGAUCUAUUGCCACUUAUAUGGGAUUAAAGAUUGCUGCUACUUAUUGAUCUUUAAUUGAUUGCUGCCUUCAUAAAUGUAGAGAAUAAAUGUAUUUUUGUUGCAUACUGUAAAAACACAAAGGGUUUCAACAAAUGAAGGUUUAUUUUCCACUACUCUUAUGUUUACACCUACAGAUAAAUGAAGCAAUUUUGAAUAACAUUUGUAUUAAUCUGUCCAUUUUUUUUACACUCAAUGUAAGUUUCUUUGUCACAUAUCUGAAUUAUAUGGAACUAAUAAUAAAAAGGAACCUGUAAUAAAUUAAUGAAUUAAGUGACAACAUUUUGUCCAUGUUAGUAAAAAAAUGUAACAGACUAUAAAUAUCUCAUCUUUAUAUUUUGACUGUUGACAGCCAUUAGUAUGCGUGACUCCAGGGCUUAAAUUCUUUUCCUCUUGGCUCGAGUUUUGACAGCAGCCCUUAUCUGUGGAGAGGAAAGAUGAUAAACACCUGUAUGAUUUGUUGAACUUUUAAUGUCAAGCUUUGUGUAAUCACACCUGUAGUACAACUGUACCUUUGGUGGAGGUCGCUUGGGUUUCUUGAACUGUGCCGACUCUGUUUUAAAGGACAGUAAAAACUGAACAAUGUUUGAUAAAUGUACCAAGUUUACAUUAGUAGAAGCACAUCUACUUACCAUCUUCAGAGGGUAGAUCCUCCUCACCAGACAAAUUCUUAUGAGGGUCCUAUAACCAAGUGUUGACAUAUAAACACAUUAGGAAAAAGCAACAAACAUUUGAAGAGCAGUAGU